Molecule: messenger RNA, 5587 nt
Organism: Phoenix dactylifera (date palm)
Lineage: Eukaryota; Viridiplantae; Streptophyta; Magnoliopsida; Arecales; Arecaceae
Source: RefSeq, a predicted model, not a curated record
AACGGAAAAAACUGUUGAAAAUAUCUUACAGCCUAUGUACUAAACUAGAUAAAGAAAUGCCCUCUAUCUAGUAUGAUAUUAAAGACCAAAAUCUAACAUAAAAAAGCAUCUGAUUAGCUUCCAUCAUAUAGAAAAAGGUAUUUUUAAAGUCAAGCUGAUAGAUUAGUUAUCUGGCAGUGUAAGAAAAUGUCCUUACUGCCAUGUUUUUGAGUGAGCCAGAGGCCACAAAGCAAGACUUCUAAUGCUCAUUUGAGCUAUCCAAUGAUUCUUAUUGUUCUAGAUCCAAAUUGAACAUAUAGGGAUUUUCAUUGAUUGAAGGAGGGCAGGUUCUGCUGAAGUGACAGUGAUCUAAGAUUUCUUACAUUUGACUGGCCAAAGAUCAUAGAUUUGCCUUAGAAGCUUGACUAGUCCCACUUUUGUUGGUAGUCUUGUAAUAUCUGUUAGAAAAGAAUCCCUCAAGGUAGUAAACAUCUAAACUUUUGUAACGAGAUAUGAGAUAAGUAAGACACAAUGAUGAAAAAAGAAAAAGAUUUGAUGCAGACAUGGGGUGUCUGGCCACAAUAACUAAUAGUAAUCAUCAUUCAUUUACAUAGGCACUUUUUAGCUCCUUUGUCACAUCCAAAACUACAAGUUCCAUUGCCUUUCUUGAAUCUGAUCGUUUAUGAUAAUCACUGUCCAUUUUCUUUCAGAAAUUCAAUAUUCUAUUUUUGCAUUUGAAACAUUUUAUCAUUUUCCUUCAGAAAGAUAUAUGCAGAAGGGUAUUGUUCCAUGUAUGGUAUUUGUGGACGCCGCGGUGAUGGAAAGGUUUUGAACUGUCCUUAUAAUGUCCCUUCUAUGAAGGCAAUUCCUUUUCUUGUGGGAUGCCCAGCAUGCUUGAGGAACUUUUUAAAUCAAAGCCUUUUCAUCAACGUGACUUCUGUGAUGAAGGUCAAUGACAGUUUGACCGUUGAUGGCAUAGAUUUUUAUGUAACUAGUCAGUAUGUAGAGGAGUUAUUUAAUUCAUGCAAGGAUGUGAAAUUUGGGACUAUGAACACUCGUGCAAUGGAUUUUGUUGGUGCAGGUGCUCAAAAUUACAAAGAGUGGCUUGCAUUUGUUGGUCAUCAAGCAAAUCCCAAUGAACCUGGUUCACCAUAUGCAAUAGCCUUUCGAACAAAUCUUAAUGAUUCAGUCAGGAUGAAGCCUAUGAAUGUUACAGUUUAUUCAUGUGGUGACCCUUCUCUUGGCUGUUCAUGUGGUGAUUGUCCUUCAUCUUCUGUAUGCUUUGAUUCUGCUUCACCUGCUCCUCAUGAGAAACAAGCCUGUGCUAUUAGAAUUGGUUCUUUGAAGGUCAUUGGGAUAAUGUGGAACUAUCAUUCUGUGCAAAGGAUAAUAGGCAAAGUAGUCAAAUGUUUGGAUGUUUCAUUAGCAAUUUUGUAUUUUCUCUUAGUUUCUGCUUUUUCAGUAUGGUGUUGGUUACACAGAAAACAAGAAAGAACAGGUCCUUCUAGAACAAAAACUUUGGUGAAUGUUAUGGGUGAAAAUGAGCUCCUUUCUGUUAAUAAGCAGGAAAUUUCUACUCAGGUUACUCAGAUCACUCUUGUGCCUCCAACAGGUGCUCAGCAGUCCAAUGCUACAACAGUAAAGACAUAUGCAGAAGGGUAUUGUUCAAUGUAUGGUAUUUGCGGACGCCGCGGUGAUGGAAAGGUUUUGAACUGCCCUUAUAAUGUCCCUUCUAUGAAGCCAGAUGAGUUGUUGUCCUUGAAGAUCCAGAGUUUGUGUCCAACAAUCACGGGCAAUGUCUGCUGCACUGCAGAUCAGUUUGACACAUUACGAGGGCAAGUCCAGCAAGCAAUUCCUUUUCUUGUGGGAUGCCCAGCAUGCUUGAGGAACUUUUUAAAUCUUUUCUGCGAGCUCUCUUGCUCUCCAAAUCAAAGCCUUUUCAUCAACGUGACUUCAGUGAUGAAGGUCAAUGACAGUUUGACCGUUGAUGGCAUAGAUUUUUAUGUAACUAGUCAGUAUUUAGAGGAGUUAUUUAAUUCAUGCAAGGAUGUGAAAUUUGGGACUAUGAACACUCGUGCAAUGGAUUUUGUUGGUGCAGGUGCUCAAAAUUACAAAGAGUGGCUUGCAUUUAUUGGUCAUCAAGCAAAUCCCAAUGAACCUGGUUCACCAUAUGCAAUAGCCUUUCGAACAAAUCUUAAUGACUCAGUCAGGAUGAAGCCUAUGAAUGCUACAGUUUAUUCAUGUGGUGACCCUUCUCUUGGCUGUUCAUGUGGUGAUUGUCCUUCAUCUUCUGUAUGCUUCGACUCUGCCUCACCUGCUCCUCGUGAGAAACAAGCCUGUGCUAUUAGAAUUGGUUCUUUGAAGGUCAAAUGUUUGGAUCUUUCAUUAGCAAUUUUGUAUUUUCUCUUAGUUUCUGCUUUUUCAGUAUGGUGUUGGUUACACAGAAAACAAGAAAGAACAGGUCCUUCUAGAACAAAAACUUUGGUGAAUGUUAUGGGUGAAAAUGAGCUCCUUUCUGUUAAUAAGCAGGAAAUUUCUACUCAGGUUACUCAGGUAUCUGAAGAGGCUCCUCCAGUAGUUAAAAUGCUGCAUCCCUCUUUUGUUCAAGGACAUAUAUCAAAUUUCUUCAGGAUUUAUGGAUCCUUUGUCUCCAGAAAUCCAACGCUGGUUUUGUGUUUAUCAAUGGCCGUUCCUCUUCUCCUUUGCUUAGGUCUCCUCCAUUUCAAGGUUGAGACACGACCGGAAAAGCUCUGGGUGGGUCCUGGAAGUAGGGCUGUGGAGGAAAAGCAAUUUUUUGAUAGCCACCUUGCCCCUUUUUAUAGAAUUGAACAGCUCAUCCUAGCCACUGUUCCAGUUUCAAAACAUGAUAAGCCACCUAGUAUUGUGACCGAUAAAAAUAUAAAGUUGCUUUUUGAAAUACAAAAAAAGAUUGAUGGUCUACGGGCAAAUUAUUCUGGAUCUACUGUAUCCCUUACUGAUAUUUGCUUGAAGCCGCUUGGUGAAGAUUGUGCCACUCAGAGUGUACUGCAGUAUUACAAAAUGGAUCCAAAAAAUUAUGAUGGUUAUGGCGGCGUAAACCAUGCUGAGUAUUGUUUUCAGCAUUACACUUCUGCAGAAACAUGUCUAAGUGCAUUUCAGGCUCCUCUGGAUCCAGCGACAGCAUUAGGGGGAUUUUCUGGUAGUAAAUACUCUGAGGCUUCUGCUUUUGUGGUGACAUAUCCAGUGAACAAUGAAAUUGACAAAACUGGCAUGGAGAAUGGAAAGGCUGUGGCUUGGGAAAAGGCUUUCAUUCGUUUAGUAAAGGAAGAGCUAGGGCUGAUGGUUCAGCUGCAAAAUCUUACUCUUUCUUUUUCAUCAGAAAGUUCUAUCCAGGAAGAACUGAAAAGAGAAAGUACUGCUGAUGCAAUAACUAUAGCGGUAAGCUACCUUGUGAUGUUUGCUUACAUAUCUUUCAUGCUGGGUGAUAGUCCUCGUAUGUCUUCCUUUCUUAUUUCGUCUAAGGUAUUGCUUGGCCUGUCAGGAGUUGUUCUUGUUAUGCUUUCUGUUCUUGGAUCAAUUGGAUUCUUUAGUGCCAUUGGAGUUAGGUCAACACUCAUUAUAAUGGAAGUGAUUCCCUUUCUUGUUUUAGCUGUUGGAGUGGAUAAUAUGUGUAUCCUUGUGCAUGCUGUCAAACGCCAACCACUAGAGUUGCCAUUAGAAGGGAGGAUAAGUAAUGCGCUUGUGGAAGUUGGACCAUCAAUUACUCUUGCUAGUUUAUCCGAAGUUGUAGCCUUUGCUGUUGGUAGUUUUAUCCCCAUGCCGGCAUGCCGUGUGUUCUCCAUGUUUGCUGCAUUAGCUGUUCUUUUGGAUUUCCUUUUGCAAGUUACAGCAUUCGUUGCAUUGAUAAUCUUUGACGCUUUAAGAGCUGAAGAUGAUAGGGUUGAUUGUGUUCCAUGUAUUAAACUUUCAUCUAGCACUGACUCUAAUAAUGGUGAUAGCCAACGAGAGCUUGGAUUGCUAGCACACUAUAUGAAGGAUGUCCAUGCGCCUAUUCUUGGUCUUCUUGGAGUUAAAAUUUUAGUGAUCGCUGUAUUUGUUGGCUUUGCUUUGGCAAGCAUUGCACUGUGUACUAGACUUCAACCUGGUUUGGAGCAGAAAGUUGUCCUUCCCCAAGAUUCGUAUCUUCAGGAUUAUUUUGAUGAUCUUGCAAAGUAUCUUAGAGUGGGACCACCAUUGUAUUUUGUCGUGAAGGACUUUAAUUACAGCUUGGAGUCGAGGCACACAAACAAGAUAUGUUCCAUCAGCCAAUGUGAUUCAAACUCUCUCUUGAAUGAGAUUGCAAAAGCAUCAUUGAUACCUGAGUCAACUUACAUUGCUAAGCCUGCUGCUUCAUGGCUUGAUGACUUUCUUAUAUGGCUAUCCCCAGAAGCAUUUAGUUGCUGCCGCAAGUUUGUGAACGGGAGUUACUGUCCCCCUGAUGAUCAGCCUCCUUGCUGUCAACCUGAUGAAGGAUCAUGUGGCAUGGGUGAAAUUUGCAAAGAUUGUACCACGUGCUUCCGUUAUUCAGAAUUACAUAAUGGCCGUCCGUCUACGGUACAGUUCAAGGAAAAGCUCCCAUGGUUUCUCAAUGCAUUGCCAUCCUCAGAUUGUGCUAAGGGUGGCAAAGGAGCAUACACCACUAGUUUGGAUCUCACUGGUUACAAGAGUGGAAUUAUUCAAGCAGCAUCAUUUCGUACAUACCAUACUCCCCUUAAUAAACAAAGUGACUAUGUGAACUCAAUGAGAGCUGCACGGGAUUUCACUUCCAAAAUUUCUGAUUCCUUGAAGAUGCAAAUUUUUCCAUACUCGGUGUUCUAUGUAUUCUUCGAACAAUAUCUUUAUAUAUGGAAGACAGCUUUGAUCAACAUUUCUAUUGGUCUUGGUGCUGUGUUGGUUGUUUGUCUUGUCAUUACCUGCAGCUUAUGGACUUCUGCAAUCAUUUUAAUAGUGUUGGCAAUGAUUUUGGUUGAUAUGAUGGGAAUUAUGGCCAUCCUGGAGAUCCAACUGAAUGCAGUUUCUGUUGUAAACCUUGUCAUGUCAAUAGGAAUUGCUGUUGAGUUUUGUGUGCAUAUCACACAUGCAUUCUCGGCCAGCAAUGGGGAUAGGCAGACCAGGGUCAAAGAGGCUCUGAGUACAAUGGGCGCUUCUGUAUUCAGUGGAAUUACACUGACAAAGCUAGUCGGAGUGAUUGUCCUGCGUUUCUCAAGAUCAAAACUCUUUGUGGUUUAUUAUUUUAAAAUGUAUCUAGCACUGGUCCUUAUUGGUUUUCUGCAUGGACUCGUGUUCCUGCCAGUGGUGUUGAGCAUUUGUGGCCCUCCUUCAAGGUUCAUUCCUGUCAACAGGCCAGAAAUUCAGCCGACAACCUCAACUCAGCAAAGCUAAUUAAUUUCUAACUUGGUCAAAAUCUCAUAAUGCUGUACCCAUGUUACAUAUAUGGGGCAUUUGAAGCUUGUGUAUCAUGGAACCAUGUAUGUGCAUAUCCAUUUUUUUUGCUUGCAAUAAGGCAUAUGUAGCUUGUAUCAUCAUGUAAACCUGGAAACCAGAUCACAGUGCACGAGCAAAAAGAAAAUGAUUGAACUUGAAACAUCAA